Molecule: messenger RNA, 1998 nt
Organism: Huiozyma naganishii CBS 8797
Lineage: Eukaryota; Fungi; Ascomycota; Saccharomycetes; Saccharomycetales; Saccharomycetaceae
Gene: ROG1
Product: putative lipase ROG1
Exons: 1
Coding region: 1-1998 (665 amino acids)
Molecular function (GO): monoacylglycerol lipase activity
Source: RefSeq, a predicted model, not a curated record
AUGAGCAGUCACAGCGGAAAUGACCGCGAGGGUAGCAACAACGUGCUCUUCCACUACAAAUCUGCGGUGAAGAUUGGGGAGGUGGAACGGUUUGUCAUCACUUAUACCCUACUGGAUUCUGAUGAGAUCCCAGAAGAUCUGAACCUGGACUCUCUGUGGUUGAACGUCCGGAACAUGGAACCGCUGCCGUUCAGGGCUGCGUACCUUAUCGGGCCGUAUAUGCUGUAUUUUGACGUGAGAACGAAACACUACCACCACUCACAACACAUACAUGCAUCCGCAGACCAGCCUCAGUUUGAAGCCAAUCUGCAAGCACAACAGAACAGGGCAGUGGAACUGUCCCUGCAUAGGAUUGAAAGGAAAUACGUAUGGAUCGUAGAUGUCUUCAGCCAAAUUCUCUUUGCGACUAACACGAGUGUCUCUUUCGAGAUCACCGUUGGGAGGACGAGAGAGAGCGUGCUGGGUCCGGUGGUGGAACCACCAGGUUUAGUGACAUAUUCGGACAGGAUGACAGUAGACAGGUUGAACACACUCGACCUGUGGAAACUUCCGGCACAGAUAUCACACUACAGAGGCAAACCUAAACACGUUGUGAUCCUAACGCACGGACUGCACUCGAAUUUGACGUCAGAUCUCAUUUACAUACAAGAAGAGAUUUACAAGGCACAGGACAAAUACCCGAAUGAACAGCUGGUCGUGGACGGUUACUCUGGAAACGUCUGCCAAACUGAAAAGGGCGUGAAAUACCUGGGCACACAACUGGCCGAAUACAUCAUCAACACCGUCUACGAUGAAAAGGUCACCAAGAUAUCAUUUGUUGCUCACUCGCUUGGUGGGCUGAUCCAAACAUUCGCCAUAGCGUACAUCGCGGUGAAACACCCGUGGUUCUUUGAGAAAGUGCAACCGGUGAACUUCAUUGCAAUAGCGUCUCCACUCUUGGGUAUUGUAACGGAUAAUCCCGCAUACAUAAAGGGAUUACUCUCAUUUGGAGUGAUAGGCAAAACUGGACUGGAUUUAGGGCUCGGCGUAAAUAAAGACUGGGAGAAACCGUUACUGUACUUGUUGCCAGGGGAGCCUGUUAGAAGCGUUCUGGCCAAAUUUCAAAGGAGGACACUAUACGCCAAUGCCAUUAACGACGGUAUUGUGCCACUAUACAGUGCAUCGUUGUUAUUUUUGAAUUACGAUGCUGUAGCUGUCUCUUUGCUAGAGGACAAAAAUAUAGAUAGAUCCGCGGAAAGUGUCUCUGUGUCUGAUAACACUGCAUUCUUUGGUGGUAGCUUCAUAUCUCCUUUCACAAAGAUGCUCAGCGUGUGGGCCCCUCAAAAGUUUCCAAAGGAAAACCCUAAAGUUCCCAAGAUAUCUUUUCUUCAAUCUGCAACAUCCCUUCUAAUACCACCACUACCAACGAAGGAACAUAUAAUGAACCCCGAUUCACGGAAACCUGUGAUCAUUCACGAUAAAGUUUACACAGAGGCCGACUUACCCCAAAACGACAUCGAGUUGGACAAAGAGCUGUUCAAUAGCAAGAAUAUCUUACUGGAGACUUUUGCAGUGAGUGGUGCUGAAAGGAAAAAAUACCAAAAAUUGGAGGAGUAUAUUGCUAAGCGUUGGCACAAGGGGCUUUCCUGGCGAAAAGUCAUUGUGGCAUUGAAACCUGACGCGCAUAACAACAUAAUUGUGAGACGAAGAUUUGCCAACGCGUACGGCUGGCCUGUGGUAGAUCAUCUAAUAAGUCAGCAUUUUAACGGUGAAGAAGAAAAUGAAAUUUCAGACGCUCCAGAACUCACUUGUACAAAUUACGAAGAUUGCUCCUGGAUCUCGAAGACGGAAGGGUGUAGCUUGUUUGAUGAGGGUCCGACAGGGAUGUUGUCAACGAUGAGUGACAUGUUAGAAAGCUUUGCGAAAAGAAGGUUCUCCUCUCAAAGUAGCAUGAUAUCGCAAACUGAUCCGGCGGAUCAAGUGCUACAGUACGAGGAGAAUAAUAGUGAUCUCCUGUGA